Molecule: messenger RNA, 1728 nt
Organism: Impatiens glandulifera
Lineage: Eukaryota; Viridiplantae; Streptophyta; Magnoliopsida; Ericales; Balsaminaceae
Exons: 3
Coding region: 68-1582 (504 amino acids)
Source: RefSeq, a predicted model, not a curated record
AUAAUUAGAAUCUCCCACCCUUCAUUUCUCUCCAUCCCUUCCUCUGAAUGCAAAAAGAAGAAGAAGCAUGGAGAAACAGAGACGACGAGUCAUUGAACUCACAUUCAUGGUAAAUGCGUUAGCUUUAUGGCUCUUUACCGAAUGCAAAACAUCUUCAUCUUCAUCGUUGUUGGGAGACCCAGGAAUGAAAAGAGAUGGUCUGAGAGUUGCUUUCGAGGGUUGGAAUUUCUGCAAUGAAGUUGGUCAAGAAUCCCCUUCCAUGGCCAGUCCAAGAGCCGCCGACUGUUUCGAUCUCAAACCAAAUUCUGAUAAUCCUUAUCACUAUUCAUUGAAUCACAAAGUAAACGAAACAGUUAAUAAACUCGGAACAGGAAACCCAUUUCCUGAUUACAUCAUGAACCCAUCUGCUAUGUUCAAUCCAGAUCUUUAUGCAGUUGAGAAAGAAUUGUAUCUGGGUUCAUUAUGUCAAGUUCAAGACUCUCCAUUUCCAUGGCAAUUUUGGAUGAUCAUGUUGAAAAAUGGAAACUAUGAUACCAAAUCCGGUUUGUGUCCUAAGAAUGGGAAAAAGGUUCCACCUUUUAAACCUGGUCGGUUUCCUUGUUUUGGGACAGGGUGUAUGAACCAGCCGGAGUUAUAUCACGACCCGACUGUUUUAUUGAGAAAUGGGACGAUGAGAGGUGGUUUUAGAGGUAGUUAUGAUGAUGAUAGUAAUAUUGGGAUUGAUGUGAAGAAGAUGAAGUUGUCUUAUUUUGAAGUGGUUUGGGAGAAGGAAAUUGGUAAUGGGAGUUGGGUUUUCAGACAUAAAUUGAAGACAUCGAACAAGUAUCCAUGGUUAAUGUUGUAUCUUAGAGCUGAUGCAACCAAAGGUUUCUCAGGUGGUUAUCAUUAUGACACUCGAGGAAUGCUUAAGAUUUUACCCGAGUCACCAAACUUCAAAGUGAGGUUAACAUUGAACAUCAUACAUGGAGGUGGAUCGAAGAGCCAAUUCUAUUUAAUCGACAUGGGAAGUUGCUGGAAGAACGACGGUUCCCCAUGCAAUGGUGAUGUGCUAACCGACAUAACUAGAUAUAGCGAGAUGAUAAUCAACCCUAACACACAAGCUUGGUGUAGACCAAGAGCCUUACAAAAUUGCCCGCCUUACCACAUUACCUCAAAUAACACGAAAAUUUACAGAAACGACACGAGACAUUUCCCUUAUAAAGCGUAUCAUUACUAUUGUGCCCCGGGGAAUGCCAAGUAUCUCGAAAAACCAUAUAGCAUUUGUGAUCCUUAUAGCAAUCCUCAGGCUCAAGAGUUAGUUCAAUUGUUGCCUCAUCCUGUUUGGGCAGAUUAUGGUUAUCCAUCUAAAAAGGGAGACGGUUGGAUUGGCGAUCCUAGGACAUGGGAGCUUGAUGUCGGUCAACUUUCUAGUCGACUUUAUUUUUAUCAGGAUCCGGGUACAAAACCAGCUAAAAGGGUGUGGACUUCACUUGAUGUGGGGACUGAGAUUUUCGUAAGCAAGAAAGAUGAAAUUGCGGAAUGGACUCUAAGCGAUUUCGACGUGAUUAAUACUAAUUAUCCGACACAAGAUUUGCGUAUUUAAGUUUUUGUUUAUUUAUUUAGAUUUAGAAAACAAAUUAAGCUUAGAAAGAUAAUUAUUGACAUAAGAGAAGUAUGCUUCACUUUUAACAUUAAUAUAUAGUAAGCUUAAAUUAUAUGUAAAUGCAUCUAACAUUAUUUGUAGCACAA